GAAAGAGAGAGAGAACCAACAUGAAAGAAGCUCAACCAGUACUGGUGACACCCUUUGCCAAGUGUAUAAAUAGAGACCUGGGGGAGAGGAGUCCAGCAGUUUCACUUUAUACCCAGCUGUAGCUUUUGCUUCUUCCUUGGAAUUCCGCCAUCGCUGCCACAAUGAGCACUGGGACAAGGCAUACAGUUGUCACAACUGCAAGGAGCAGCAGCGGAAGCAGCAAUCUUGGUGGAGGAAGAAUUGGGGUUUCCACAGCCUCCCCUGGACGGCACAGUUCCGCUGGGAUCAGUGGUGGAAGAGCUGACUUUGCUGUCCGGAGCCACGUUGGGGCAGGUUCCACUUGUGCCCAUGGAGCAGGAAGAAGCCAGUUUUCAAGCGGCAGCUGCAGUGGUGGAUUUGGUGGUGGGGUGCAUGUUGCGGGAAGCGGUGCGUUCGGUGCUGCCUCUGUUGGAAGUUCUGCUGCUAGGGGCAGUGUAGUAGGUGGUGGUCAUGCAAACGUGGUUGGUGGUGCAGGUGUGGUGGGUGGCGUGAUGGGGGGUGCCCAUGCUGGUAUGGUGGGCGGCCACUGCGGCAUGGUGGGGGCUAUACCUGCUGGCAUGGUUGGUGGCAUGGGCUCUGUGAUGGGUGGUGGCCAUGGGGGCAUGAUGGGCGCUCCUUGUGGAUUUGCCGGAGGUGUGGUUGCUGGCCCCGGUAUGGUUGCUGGCCCUACUGUCGUUGGUGGCAUGGGUGGUGACCCAAUGUCUUGUGGUGGCAUGUUCACUACCCUUGAUGGAAAGAUGACCAUGCAGAACCUCAAUGACCGUCUGGCCAGUUACCUGGAUAAGGUCCGAUGCCUGGAGGAGGAAAAUGCCAUGUUUGAGACCCGGAUUAGGGAAUUUUAUGCCAAGCAAGGACCCCUUUCUGAACCAAAGGACUACAGCCAUUAUCACCAACAAAUUGAAGAUAUUAAGAACCAGCUCAUUUGCACAAGUGUGGAAAACAACAAACUCCUUCUGUGCAUUGAUAACAGCAAGCUGACUGCUGAUGACUUCCGAACCAAGUUUGAAACAGAAUGUUGCCUCCGUCAGAACGUGGAGGCUGAUAUUAAUGGUUUACAUCAAAUCCUGGAUCAACUGACAGCCUGCAGAUCUGACCUGGAGAUACAGUGUGAGAACCUGCAGGAUGAACUGUGUAGUCUGAAGAAGAACCAUGAGGAGGAAGUAACCUGUCUGAAGAGUCAGUCGACUGGUGAUGUUAAUGUGGAAGUCAAUGCCUGCCCCGGUCCAGAUCUGAGGAAGGUACUGGAAGAGAUGAGGUGCAAGUACGAAUCAAUGAUUGAAUGCAACCGUAAAGAAGUUGAAGCCUGGUAUGGAUCCAAGAUUGAGGAGGUGAACCGUGAUGUCUGCACCAGCAGUCAGGAGAUUGAAGAGAGCAACAACAAGGUCACCGAACUGAGACGCCAACUGCAAGCCCUGGAGAUUGACUAUGAGGCCCAAUGCAGCCUGAGGGAUACCAUGGAAGCCUCGCUGGGUGAAACGGAGCAUCGCUACAAUAGCCACCUGGCUGAGCUUCAGGAACGCAUCUCCGUCCUGGAGCAGCAGCUUGCAGAGCUCAGGGCUGAAAUGGAGUGCCAGAACCAGGAAUACACGGAGCUCCUUGACGUCAAAAGCCGGCUGGAGCAGGAGAUUGCCACCUAUCGCUGCCUGUUGGAAGGCGGGCAGCACGACAUUGUAGGAGGCGGAGGUGGAGCAGGAACUACUAGAGCCAGCACUGGGUCGAGCGGAAGAUCUGGAGAAGUUCGGACAUCUCACACUUAUGUGACACAUUCUGCCGGGAAUUCAUACCAUUCACACCACUAGGCCUCAAGAAGGGA
Messenger RNA from Heteronotia binoei (common prickly gecko), 1852 nucleotides. Its product is annotated as keratin, type I cytoskeletal 19-like. The record is from RefSeq and is a predicted model, not a curated record. Bases 162 to 1838 code for a protein of 558 amino acids. The transcript has 7 exons. Lineage: Eukaryota; Metazoa; Chordata; Lepidosauria; Squamata; Gekkonidae. Gene Ontology annotation, molecular function: structural molecule activity.